This is a messenger RNA of Parastagonospora nodorum SN15, 1080 nucleotides long. RefSeq lists its product as hypothetical. The transcript has 3 exons. The record is from RefSeq and is a predicted model, not a curated record. Lineage: Eukaryota; Fungi; Ascomycota; Dothideomycetes; Pleosporales; Phaeosphaeriaceae. Gene Ontology annotation, molecular function: CAAX-protein geranylgeranyltransferase activity; protein farnesyltransferase activity. Gene Ontology annotation, cellular component: protein farnesyltransferase complex; CAAX-protein geranylgeranyltransferase complex; cytoplasm. Gene Ontology annotation, biological process: protein geranylgeranylation; protein farnesylation. Bases 1 to 1080 code for a protein of 359 amino acids.
AUGUUCGCCUUCAACUUCAUACGCGACUGCCUCUUGGUCUUAUUCCUCUCGCCAUACCACAUUUUGCGCGCAUUCUUCACCGGGAACAAGCGAAUUCCACGGUUGCCUAAGAAGAAAGAGAGAAUGCCGAAAUACUACGACGAUGACGAGGCAUGGGCGGACAUUGAGCCACUCCCGCAAGAUGACGGCGGCUUGCACCCACUCGCGGCGAUUGCAUACACGGAGGAAUACAGCCAGGCCAUGGGAUAUCUGCGCGCAGUCAUGGCGAAGAACGAGUUCAGCGACAGGGUUCUGGCUCUCACAGAGCACAUCAUUAGCAUGAAUCCCAACUACAACAUAUGUACUGACUAUAUCAGGCUGUACCGCGCGAAAACGAUAUCCGAACUCGGCAUCUCGCUCCAGGACGAGAUCGCAUGGCUCAACCCGACUGCCCUCAAGCACCUCAAGAAUUACCAAAUCUGGCACCACCGACACACCAUCAUUGACGCGCUGGGCUCGGUCGAGGGCGAACCAGAGUUUAUAAGUACUAUGUUGGAGCAGGACUCGAAGAACUAUCAUGUCUGGAGCUACAGGCAGUGGCUGGUGAAGAGGUUCGACUUGUUCGACAAGCCUGAAGAGCUGGAGUGGACGGCGGAGAUGAUCGAGGCAGAUGUCAGGAACAAUUCGGCUUGGAAUCAUCGGUACUACCUUGUAGCUGGUGGUCGUGAUGGCAAGCCGAGUGAGGACCUUGCAAAGCGUGAGAUCGAGUAUGUCAAUGUUAGGUACACCAAAGCAGCUAUCCGCAAAGCACCACAGAACCAGAGUCCGUGGAACUAUCUCUCCGGCAUUCUUCGAGUUGCCCAGCUCCCCAAAUCAACUAUCAAGGACUUUGCGCUCGAGUUCGCUGAUCUGGACAGCCCGGACGAGGUCUACUCGAGCCACGCUCUCGACCUGCUAGCUGACAUCUAUGCCGAAGAAGAGAAUAACAAGGACGAAGCCGAGAAAGCGCUCACCCUAUUGGCGACCAAGUAUGACCCCAUCCGGGCAAAUUAUUGGAAUUUCAGAAAAGGCCUCUUGGAACAGCCUAAGGCUGCAGCUUAG